Molecule: messenger RNA, 2361 nt
Organism: Carlito syrichta (Philippine tarsier)
Lineage: Eukaryota; Metazoa; Chordata; Mammalia; Primates; Tarsiidae
Gene: CDHR4
Product: cadherin related family member 4
Exons: 19
Coding region: 1-2361 (786 amino acids)
Biological process (GO): homophilic cell-cell adhesion
Cellular component (GO): plasma membrane
Molecular function (GO): calcium ion binding
Source: RefSeq, a predicted model, not a curated record
AUGGUGCUGCUCAGGCUCCUUGUACUCCUUUUUGCUCUGGUUGUCUCUGACCUCCACAGCCUGCCCUGGUUUAUAAAUGUCUCUGAGAGCCAGGGCCCUGGCACCAUCCUUCAAUUUUUCUCCUUCCACUGCUCUUCCCACACACCCACCCUGGAGUUGCUCAACGUGCAGCCACCGACCACCUUCUUCAACCCACCCAGCCUGGCCAAGUGGCAAGGGAUCUAUGUGGGCAAGGUGACCUUGAGCAGCUCAGCUCGGCUGGAUGCCCUGACAGUGAACCACUAUGACCUGCAGCUGCGGUUCAUAUGUGGCAACCGUUCGAUGGAAGGACCACUCUCUAUAGAUGUGCAGCGGGACCCUGAUCAUAUCCAGUGUGCUGGUCAAUUUGCCAGCCCAGUUGGAGAAAUUAUUCAGGUGCCAGAGACAAUUGCACCGGGGGCCCGGCUGUACACUCUGCUGCUCUCAGGCCUAGAACUACAAGGAUCCCAGCUGAGCAUUAUUAGUGCCCAGGACUCUCCAUACUUCCCUGGACCUUUCUCCAUCAACGAGCAAGGUUGGCUGCAGGCGCCAUCCCAGGGCCUCCUAGGCCAGGGUCAAAAGGUCUUCCAGCUGCAGAUCUCAGUGUCCUUUGGAAAAGGCCAAAGCUGUCAUGGAAUGGUGACAGUGAAAGUUUUACCUGUUCUCUCCAGCCAGGUCUCCUUCCUGGAGCAGGCCCAGAAUAUCACCAUCCCUGAGAACCUGGUCCCUGGGAGCGAGGUGUUUCAGGUCCGGGCCCGGGGCUUCGAUGUGCGCUAUGAAAUUCUCUUCCCGGUGCCCAGCCCACUUUUCUCCAUCGGACGUGUUGACGGCGUGGUCCAGACCACUGCGCCCCUGAGGCUGGCUCAGGCGCCAGGCGUGGCGGUCACCAGGCUGCAGGUGAAGGCCUUCGAGAGGCUUCGGCAAUGGGCCAGUGCCGAGCUUGAUCUCACUGUGAACGUGAGGUCGGUCAACCAAUGGCCCCCACGUUGCCUCCCAGCGCUCCUAGUGUCUCAAAUCCCCGAGACCGCGGCUGUGGGCACUGUACUGGAUACUCUCACUUGCACCGAUCCGGACUCUGCUGAUGCCACCCUAGACUACCAGCUGUGGUUACACAGCCCUCCUGACUCUGCCAGCCUCUGCCUUCGCGACAGAGUCCUUGAGGUGAAUGCUACACUGGACUGUGACACUCCUGGGACCUGCUUCCAGCAUUCAGCCUCCAUCCUGGUACUCGAUGGUGGUCAGCCCCAGAUGAGCACUGAAGUGCCAGUACUGGUGAUGGUGACACCUGUCAAUGAGUUCUCCCCAGCCUGUGCCCCACGCACAUUUCGGGUUCGGGAGGAUGCAGGACUCCAGACUCUACUGGGUUCCGUAGUGGGCACGGAUAUGGAUUACCCACGUGACAGCAUUGAGUACUACAUCUCUGGUGGGCCUGCCACCUUUGCUGUGGACCGUUUCAGUGGGGAAGUCCACCUGCUGGGGCCUUUGGACUAUGAGCAGCAGAGGCUGUACAGGCUGACUGUCCUGCUGAUUGACCAUGGCCAAGACCAGGACCCCACCCAUCACCGCUCAGGCUCCUGUACCAUUACCAUUGAGGUUGAGGAUGUGAAUGACCAUGCCCCUGAGUGUGAGCCCCCAUUUCAGGAACUCACAAGCUACUCUCUUCUAAGCCGCAGCAUAGAGGUGACCAAGGUGUCAUGCCAUAUCCCCCAGGAGCCACAGCGCCGGACCUUCUCCUAUAGCAUCGUGGGAGGGAAUAACCAGAACCAGUUCAGCCUGCAGGGGGCUGUCCUUGUACACAAUGGCCCUGUGUUGGGACCCUCCUGGCCAGAAUGGCCCUCUACCUACGAGCUAUUGGUCCGUGUGGCUGAUGCAGGUCCCUCCAUCCCCCAUCUCAGCACUACAGCCACCAUCGUUGUACAUCUAGCUCCCUGGAAGGCCAGCACAGAAGCCACCAGCACCCACAGAAGCACAGUGCCCUCAAUGAUGACACCCCUGCUUGUGACAGACACACUGGCUUUCUGGCAGCCAGAGCCCUGGUUUGUGGUGGUGCUGACAGCAACUGGUACCCUCCUCCUCUUGGCUCUGGGCUGGCUCCUCAACAGGCUCCUCCAGGGGUUGGCCCAGGUGCUGCAGGUACCAAGCAAGCCUGCCAAGGUUCUGCUGCUAAACAGCAUCCAGGGAAUGGAGGGGUCCAUUGAGGGGUUCAAGGAGGCACCAAGGAGAGAGAUAUCCCACACGCCCAGCAGCAUCAUGAGCCCACAUUUUGAUGGCAGAGCACAGGACUCCUGUACAGGCAGAGACUAUCUGUUCAACACACGCACAGGAGCCAGACGCUGGGUCUGA